CAAAUAAAUCUCUCUGUAUCCCACAAAUCUAAUAUUUAAUUUAUUUAUAUAUAUAUAAAUAUACAGAGAGAGUGAGAAUCGAAUCGAGAGUAAGAAGAAGAAGAAGAAGAAGACAAGUAUGGAGAAAUAUAGAUUUGAAUGGAAGAUUUUUUCUCUUAUAAUGAUAUUGGUUUCUUAUUUGUUGUUUGUCUACGUUCAAAGCUAUAAUUCCAAGCUUCCACAGGAAAAUUGCAGUUUGGUCCCUUAUCAACAUUUUUGGAUAAGUAGUAAACGCAUUGUAACACCCCAAGGAAUUAUUUCUGGUGCAGUCGAGGUUAAGAAUGGGAAGAUUGCCUCCAUUGUUACAGAAGUGGAAAAACUUUGGAAAUCAGAAUUAUUGCAAAUAAUCGAUUAUGGAGAUGCUGUUGUUAUGCCUGGCUUAAUCGACGUGCAUUCACAUCUCGAUGAUCCUGGAAGGGCCGAGUGGGAAGGAUUUCCAUUGGGAACUAAAGCAGCAGCUGCUGGUGGUCUAACUACAUUAGUUGACAUGCCUCUAAAUAGCAUGCCUUCAACUGUGUCUAGAGAUACCUUCAAACUUAAGCUUAAAGCAGCGCAAAAGAGAAUAUUCGUCGAUGUUGGUUUUUGGGGAGGCCUUGUUCCCGAAAAUGCAUUUAACCCGUUUGUUCUUAAAGAUCUUUUGAAUGCCGGUGUUCUUGGUUUGAAGUCUUUUAUGUGUCCUUCAGGAAUCGAUGAUUUUCCAAUGACAAAUGCUAGUCAUAUUAAGGAGGGAUUAUCUAUACUGGCAAAAUAUAAAAGACCUUUACUUGUACAUGCUGAGAUUCAAAAAGAACUCGAAAACCCUUCGGACCUUGAUGAUGGCUCUAAUGAUCCUCGCUCUUAUUCGACUUAUCUCAAGACUAGACCACCUUCAAUGGAGGAGGAAGCUAUUAGUGAGCUCUUGACGGUAACUAAGGACACAAGAAUUGGUGGCUCUGCGGAAGGAGCUCAUCUUCACAUAGUUCACUUGUCCGAUUCGAGCUCUUCACUAGGUCUUAUUAAACAAGCCAAAUUUAGAGGUGAUAGUGUGACGGUUGAGACUUGCCCGCACUACUUAGCUUUCUCGGCAGAAGAGAUUCCUAAUGGAGAUACUCGCUUCAAGUGUGCUCCCCCCAUUCGCAAUGAAGCUAAUAAACAAAAACUAUGGGAAGCCCUAAUGGACGGACAUAUUGACAUGUUAAGUUCCGACCAUUCACCAACCGAGCCAAAACUUAAGCUCCUUGAAGAUGGUAACUUUUUGAGGGCAUGGGGUGGAAUAUCAUCUUUGCAGUUUGUGCUUCCUAUAACAUGGACAUAUGGGCAAAAAUAUGGAAUUACUUUAGAGCAAUUGGCUUCAUGGUGGAGUGAGAGGCCUGCAAAGCUAGCUGGACUUGAAUUAAAGGGAGCCAUUAAAGUUGGAAACUUUGCAGAUAUUGUUGUUUGGGAACCUGAAGUUGACUUUGACCUCACUCAAGAUCAUCCUAUUUUCAUUAAACAUCCAGAAAUUUCAGCCUAUAUGGGAAAAAAGUUGUAUGGACAAAUUUCAUCAACUUUUGUGAGAGGAAAUCUUGUCUACAAAGAAGGCAUUCAUGCUAACAAUGCUUGUGGUGUUACAAUCCUAGCAAGAUAGAGAUUGGAAUAUCAUUACUUUUAUUUACAUUUUCCAAAAGAAAAGAAGAAGAAGAAUAAGAAUAUGUUUUUAUAGGCUUAUUCAACUUUGUUUGGGAAUAUUGAUUAUGGUAAAAUUGUAUAUAUGAGUUUGUAAAUAUGUACAAUAUACUUUGUAAGUUCAUUAGUUUGAACUUUGAUGCAUGAAACUAAUUAAGUUUUGAUGGGA
Molecule: messenger RNA, 1852 nt
Organism: Cannabis sativa
Lineage: Eukaryota; Viridiplantae; Streptophyta; Magnoliopsida; Rosales; Cannabaceae
Product: allantoinase
Exons: 15
Coding region: 119-1645 (508 amino acids)
Biological process (GO): purine nucleobase catabolic process; allantoin catabolic process
Cellular component (GO): cytoplasm
Molecular function (GO): zinc ion binding; cobalt ion binding; allantoinase activity
Source: RefSeq, a predicted model, not a curated record